This is a messenger RNA of Xenopus laevis (African clawed frog), 3419 nucleotides long. It is a transcript of the gene carns1.L, whose product is annotated as carnosine synthase 1 L homeolog. The transcript has 10 exons. Bases 108 to 3143 code for a protein of 1011 amino acids. The record is from RefSeq and is a predicted model, not a curated record. Gene Ontology annotation, biological process: carnosine biosynthetic process. Gene Ontology annotation, molecular function: ATP binding; ATP hydrolysis activity; carnosine synthase activity. Lineage: Eukaryota; Metazoa; Chordata; Amphibia; Anura; Pipidae.
CUACAGCUCUCUUUGUGGUUUGUCUUUUGCUGUGUUUCUUUACCUGCUCAACUUUUUGUGUGGUUUCCAGAAGCUGAGAACUGUUUAUUAAAAGGAGAAACACAAACAUGAUAUCCCUUGAUCAGCUGAUCAUGGAUCAUUCUAACUACUCUAAAGAUAGAGAUAUCAAUGCUGUGUGGGUUCCAGGCAUGGCAGCUGAUGGACCUCCGUGGUGUAAAGGGCCGCAAGAGACAAACAAGGAGAAAUAUGGAACAGAGAAUAAUUCAGAUUUUACCACUGCAUAUGGCAAUCUUCAGAACAUUCUUAUUAAUGCUGGUCUGCCAGAGACUGAGGACAGAACCAAACAUCCCCGUACAGGUCAUACUGCAGACACUACUACAAUUUGUGUACUGGGAGAUCCUAGCUUUGCCAUGUCGGUCUUGCUGGAGGGAGCCAGACAAUGUCCUGGCAACAUACUACUCUGCCUCUCCACUUCCUGUUUCCACAUGCGGCCUGCAAACUCAGCUCUCCCUUACCCUCUAUUUGUUAGACAGGCUGUGAGUUUUGAUCUUGGUGGGCGCACAUUUUUGGACACUUUUUAUCCACCUCGAAGAGUCACAUACCUCUCCUGGCUAGGAGGAGAUCAAAUAUUGCUGGAAGGAGAUAUUGAAUGUCCAAUGGGUGGUUCACCCCAGCUCUCACGCUUUCUUGGUGAUACACUGGGUAUAAGGCUUUUGCUGGAUCGUCGAGAAAUUCCACUGCCUCCUGCACUGAUUCUUACACCUUCUUACCAGCAAGGACUGUGGGGACAGCUGAAUGGAGAAGAGAGGACAACACAGAUGGUAAAAUUGGAUGGGAAGGAGGGUUGGGAAGAAAAAGUGAAAAAGGAUAUAUCGGAAUUCUUGUCUUCUUUGAAACUGAAAUUGUACCAGAAGGUAGUAAUUAAAGUCUGUGGCCCCCGAUGGAGAGAAUCCUUUGCCACAGAUUUCUACCCUUGUGAUCCAGUCCCAGUAUCAGAAACUGUGCUGAGACUUGUGGGAAUGCUCCAUGAAGGACAAGCAAUUUUAUUAGAGGGGUUUAUACACACCAUGCCUCCACGCAGAGUUCGUCCACUACAGCCUCCCCCCAUCAUACCACGCUGCUCCGUCCGUCCCUCAGAGCUGGCGAUUCAUCUCUGUGCCGUUGUCUGCCGAUCACGAGGAGACCAACCAAUCCUCAGCAAGGUUAUAUGCACCGUUGGCCGGGCAGAAAAGCCUCUUCAUCAUCGAUUUGCCCUGCCUCAGUCUUUGGAAACUACCCUUGAAAUGUGGGGAGUGACAGAUAAGAGUCAAAAAGAAGACAUCUGGGUUCAAGUAAAAAAAACAGCAGAGAAUACAAUGAGAGUAGUAAUGGAGGAGGAAAAAAAAAUGACAUCUGAGGAACGGGGAGGAUGGAAGGCACAGACUGACAUACUAGGUGUGGAUUUCCUGCUUACAGUAGUAGACUAUACGGUCACCCCUGUGAUUAUUGGUGUAACAGCAGACCUUUGUCUGGAAAUGUGUGGAAUCCAGGAGUGUCUUCUAGGAAAUCUAGCAGCAUGUGGGCCCAUCCAUGUAAAUUCUGCAACAGAACCUUUAGUUGAGACAAUGCUUCGACGCUCCAUGAGUUAUGUGAUGGAAGAGAAAGAAGUGCUGGUGAUUGGAGCUGGGGGCAUUAGCAAAAAAUUUAUAUGGGAGGCUGCUCGCAACUAUGGGAUUAAGAUCCAUCUGGUCGAAUCUGAUCCUGGACAUUUUGCCUCAUCUCUUGUGUCAUCAUUCAUCCAUUAUGACUUUGAAGACCACUCUCUUGAUGAAAUCCAUGCCCAAAAUGUUUUGUCUAUUGUCAGGGGAAAAGGUCUGCAACUCUCCGGUUGCAUGGCAUUCUGGGAUGAGUGUACAAUCUUAGCUGCUAUACUAAGUAACUCAUUGGAACUCCCAGGUCCACCCCCCAGUGCAGUGAGACUCGCAAAACUCAAGACACAGACACAACUUCGCCUACUUUCUUUGAGUUCACCAUCUCCCCCUUUCCCUUGUCCUGGGGCAUUUGCUGUGCCAUGUUUCUCCUUGGGUCCUGAAGCAGGUGGUUUGAAAGUUGCAGAGUCAACUCUUUCAUAUCCUCUUGUAGUAAAACCAGAAUCUGGAGCAGGAGCUGUUGGCGUAAAGCUUGUUCAGGAUGGGGAAGAAUGCAGGACAUUGAUUAGAAAAAUGGGUACAGGUUCAGGAGCCUGCAAUACAUGUGAAGGGGCAAACAGUAAUACAGGAGACAUUAAAACAUGUCAGAUUGUAGAGACUUGCAAGGCAAAAGGUAUAGCUUAUACAUCAGAAUUAGAAGGGUCUUGUAAAUGGAAAGCAGAAGAAAUCCUACAGCAAGGAAUGAGUAGAUAUAGCAAAAUGGAGAAUGAAGCCCCCCUUGCUGAAUUAGGAGAAGGAGGUACACAGUCUUCUCCGAACCUGCUCCUUGCAGAAUACAUAACAGGCUCUGAGCAUGAUGUAGAUCUAGUUCUAGGUUCUAAUGGAAGGCUAUUGGCUGCAUAUGUGUCAGAUAAUGGGCCAACCUUACUUCCAGGGUUUACUGAAACUGCUGCUGCUCUUCCAUCACGCUUAGGCCCUGAACAACGGUGUCAACUUGUACAAGCUGCUGCGCGUUGCUGUAGGGCACUAGGGUUGUUCCCUGGUGUAUUCAAUGUAGAAUUAAAACUCAAUGAUUGUGGACCACGACUGCUGGAAAUUAAUCCCCGUAUGGGCGGUUUUUACCUGCGGGACUGGAUUCAGCGUGUUUAUGGCACAGAUCUUGUGAUGGUAGCCCUGGCAUUGUCAUGUGGAUUAGAGCCAGCACUACCUGCAAGUGGUGCACGUGAAAGUGCAGUGCUUGUUGGGGUAAUGUGCACAGGUGAAAGUCAUGAGGAAGCUUUGCGCAGUACAGCAAGGCCAGAGAGACUGGCAGAGCUAGAUCAUGCUGGACUCAUUCGUUUUAACCGCCUUGAAGGUGGUCCAGAACGUGGUCCUGAUCAAGAGCCGUAUGGGAAUGUCGCCUGUGAGGGAAAACGGCAAAGAGAGGCUAGGGAAAGGCUGUUAGGGGUUUGUGCUGCACUGGGACUGAAUUCUGAGGAGUAUCCAAUUGAUUAUAUAACAGGAGAAUUCCAAUGAACACCAAGAAUGAGUUGAGGGGGGAUGAAUGAAUUUAUAUUGAAUACAAAUUUAAAGAAGUUUAGAAAUAACAGGGGAGGGUGACAUGAUGGGUGAGUCAACUGACUUGCUUAGGAUGCAUGGAAAAUGUCAGAAAAUGGUAUAGAUGUAAAAAAUGUAAUGAAUUGCCCAUAUUGCUAUUCUGUUCUUUUCUGUAGUGCUCUCUUUAUCUUAAUGCACUCUUAAGUAGUAUGGUAUGGUUUUUACUUAUUCAAAUAAAGCUGUACUGUCUAAUAA